Thalassophryne amazonica is the source of this 2448-nucleotide messenger RNA. It is a transcript of the gene dthd1, whose product is annotated as death domain containing 1. Bases 105 to 2285 code for a protein of 726 amino acids. Lineage: Eukaryota; Metazoa; Chordata; Actinopteri; Batrachoidiformes; Batrachoididae. The transcript is spliced from 8 exons. The record is from RefSeq and is a predicted model, not a curated record.
CAAAAGGACGCAUCCAAUAAAAGCUGGAGGAGCUGCACAGAGGAGGGCAGCAUUUGGUUAAAGGGGUGAAAACAAAAAUCAGGCAUGUUUACCUGGAGGUGAGCAUGGAUAAGAGUCCGCAUCUGAGUAAAGGGAUGGAGGGAAGAAGAAGUGAGGAGAGGAUUCUCCACACGCUGACCGAAACCAUGCAGGGGCUCCAAAGCCUCAGGAGCUCCAGCGGCCUUUGCGAUGGAAAGAUGGACAGGAAGAGCUGCUCAGGAGAGAGGGACGAGAGGACGGAGAGCGCCAAAGAAGAGGAGGAAGAGUGGAAACGGAGAGUUCUGGUGGUGCUUAAGGAGCUGAGUGUGUUUCACUCAGACAGAGUGACAGCAUGGAGAGAAACUCUGAGAAAAUCCACCGGAGUGUACACCGAUCUGCCACCAGGGGGAGACAAACUGCAGCAUUCACCCACAACAGAAUGUGACGUUAGGUCUUGUCCAGACUCCUUCAGCCACAUGAUUCUGGAUCUUGUGGUGGACAUUGACAAGAUAGUGGACACACUGAAUGUAAUCAGUACUAAAAUGGACAAGGAAAUCCUUCAAAUGUGUGCAGAAGAUGCAAACACAGAGCAGUUAAACCCUGAAGCUCCUCAAGUAACCAAAGAGUCCCAAACGGCGCCACCACCUGAGGAUCGCCCAAACUCUCACGUUCCCCCUGAAUCCAACUCUGGACUUCAAGAAGAGAUAGGCAAUGAAAGCGAGGGAAGUCCUGCAAUGCUGCCUGUCUCAAACUCCAGCUUUGACACGGGUGGGCCAGGGGCUGGAGAGGUCAGAGGUCAAGGGAGUGCCUGUUUUCCUGCAGAAGAAAAGGAGAGAGAGAAAGCAGACUGCAAGGAGAAAGAGGAAACAAACAGAGAAUGGAUCACAGUAGGGCUUACUGGUGAAGUGAAGGACAACCGCACGGAUGUGCCGGAUGCAUGCAUUAUCAAAGCAUCUGUGGGCGUGGUCAAAAUGAUGAGGUGUGAGGUGGCCGACGCCCUCAGCUUUUUGAUGGUGGCUGGAUCAGAAGAACUGGUCAGCAGAGUAAUCUGGGUCAAAACUCAAGAGGGUGCCAAGGUUCGCUUUCCUGUGACUGUGGCAGUGCCUUUCUGUGCACGUUACCAUGGUAUCUACAGGGACGUCGCAGUCAAGAUACUGCAUGGUGAAAGGCGAGCGAGCUACAUCACUCCUGUCACAAAAGAGUGGAACUACGGAGAGAAGAGGGGUUUGUUUGCACAGGUGAAGGUGUAUUCUCUGGGCCUUUUUGCAGUGGUUUCCUGCCUGAAGAGAGAAAAUUUCACUGUUCCCAAAAGGGGUUUGUCACAAAAACUCACGAUGGACCCCCGCAUCUGUCUGAAAUACCUCCCAGGAGCCUUCACUGCUCCCGUGAUAGCACAGUGCAUAAUCCAGCCAUUUGACGCCAUCCUUCUGGCUGCUGUCAAAUCCAGAAGUGAUGCUUAUCGCUUGGUGGUCUCCACUAGCCCAGUACUCUACCUCACCCACCCUUCCUCCCAACCCCUGAGGAGACCCCUCACCAUCUCCAUUCCCUGUCCAGCAAACCCAGAAAAGAAGAAGGCUGGACAAGAAGAGGAACCAGAACAUCAUCACCACUCCUGCAGGAGCAGGUCUUCUCCAAGAACGUCUGGUGCUUCUUUGAAGUCUUCUCGGGAGAUUUCAGGUGAGUCACUGAUCCUCAUGGCCUCAAGAGACAAACAGUGGAAAGUCCUGGAGAAGGUCACCGUGAGGAACCAGCAGAAAGACUGGUGUUCUUUGAACUUACAGAGAAACGUGGACAGGCUGCUCGUUGUUCGUCUCCUCUCUCCAGUGCUGCCGUGCCAUCUCAUCUCUUUGGUGGAGGAGCUGGAGGAGUCCGUGUGCCACCACACAGUCACCGUGGUUCUCAAGCGGCAAAACGAUGAGCCGCACGCCAUCCUGGUGGCUGCUCUGCCCAGCAGAGAUCUCAGCUGGGAACUGUCUAAACUGCGAACCCAGGGCUACAGUGACCUCCUGGGGACAUCAGCAGAAAUCUCAAUGUGUGAAGGAGACCAACUUCUCCUCCAGUAUAGUGGGAACGUCACCUCCACAGGAAUUCAAGGCAAUCGAAAUGAUGGCGCACUGGUGGAACGACUCACCUUUCACAGUCCAGCGAAAGAACCAGCUCUUAGUGCCUUUAACGAAGUGGACCCAUUCGGGAACUACAGCUCUCCUCAUUACAAAGGCGUGGUCGCAUUCAUAGGUGCUAGAGGUCAAACUGACGCGGCAAGGUAAUGACCUCAUCCCGAUGAAGGUAACGCGGCUGGAAGAGCGGUCUGUAAGAUAUCCGUGACUUUACCCAAGUGGGCAAAAUCUGUUACAAAAAAGUUUUCAAAAUCAGGCUUCAAAUUCAAGAAUGGUGGUGAUAUUUUGUGUUUUGGUUCACAGAGAGUGAGAA